Molecule: messenger RNA, 557 nt
Organism: Schizophyllum commune H4-8
Lineage: Eukaryota; Fungi; Basidiomycota; Agaricomycetes; Agaricales; Schizophyllaceae
Exons: 2
Coding region: 36-452 (138 amino acids)
Cellular component (GO): mitochondrion
Molecular function (GO): structural constituent of ribosome
Source: RefSeq, a predicted model, not a curated record
CGCCCUCACCUCCGUCUCCGACUCCGUCACCCGCGAUGCUGCCCACCGCCGCCCGCCGCGCCGCCGGCCCCGCAAACAUCGCCAAGUCGCUCGAGCGGCUGCUCCCCAAGCCGAGCGAGCGCCCGCCGACGCUCUCGUCGUUGCCCGCCUCGCUCCCGCGCGUGCUGUCGCGCACACCGGAUGGCGGCGUUGGCCGGCGCGUGCACCAGGUCCGCUGGUCAGAGAAGCAGAUUUCGGACUCGUACUGGGUCGUGUCGCGCACGCAGUUCAAGCUCGGAGGCUCGCAUGGGAAGGCGUGGGGCAAGUUGUACUGGAAGGGGAAGCCCGUCAGCGACAAGGAGGAAAGGAUACGGGGGACGUUGAAGUAUUCUUGGGCCGAGGGACCGUCAAAGCCGACAAGGGCAGGGAACACGGAAGCACAAGCAUCUGGGCCUCAACGCGCAAUUGCAUAGAGCAUGCAGCGCCAUACACUGGCCCUUCCGGUAAGCGCGCUGCAUCCUGCCUAUACCCUUAUGCUAACAAAUACAUGCAGCUUGUCCCCCUCAUACACCCCAUCU